Messenger RNA from Sorex fumeus (smoky shrew), 4252 nucleotides. It is a transcript of the gene H6PD, whose product is annotated as hexose-6-phosphate dehydrogenase/glucose 1-dehydrogenase. Bases 415 to 2784 code for a protein of 789 amino acids. The transcript has 6 exons. Gene Ontology annotation, biological process: pentose-phosphate shunt, oxidative branch; pentose-phosphate shunt; glucose metabolic process. Gene Ontology annotation, molecular function: 6-phosphogluconolactonase activity; glucose-6-phosphate dehydrogenase activity; NADP binding. Lineage: Eukaryota; Metazoa; Chordata; Mammalia; Eulipotyphla; Soricidae. The record is from RefSeq and is a predicted model, not a curated record. Gene Ontology annotation, cellular component: endoplasmic reticulum.
GGCCUGGGCCGAAGGUGUCCAUGCAGCGCUGGGGAGGGAGGGACAGGACAGUGUGCCGGCUGCACGCCCUGCUGCUCUCUGCUGCCCUUUGUCUGCUGGGGUCUGAAUUGGCCUUUGGGCGUCACCAGAACGCUAGCCGGAGGCUGGCUGGGGCCGCGCUCACACCCUUGGGGGCUUAGCAGAGCCGAGCUCUGAGAGGCCCCCACCAUCUGUUUUGACUGGCUGCGUGUUGGGAGAGAUUUAACAUGGCCAGUUAGGGCUGGUGCCCAAUUGCAGCCGAGAGGGUGUUUGCCCUGCACAGGGUCGACCCGGGCUCAAUCCGGCACCACCGAGCAUCGCUGGGAGUGAUCCCUGGACUCAGAGUAGGGGAUAAGUCCUGUGUGUGGCACAAAACUUAAUAAGGACCUCGGGACGAUGCUUGCGGCCGCCCUGUGCCUCGGCCUUCUGGGCUGCCUGCGGGCCCAGGAGCUAGGGGGCCACGUGUCCGUCACCCUGCUGGGCGCCACCGGGGACCUGGCCCGGAAGUACCUGUGGCAGGGCCUGUUCCAGCUGUACCUGGAUGAGGCGGGGCAGGGCCACAGCCUCAGCUUCCACGGCGGCGCACACACGGCCACCGAGCAGGGCCAGGUCGUGCUGGCCGACAUCCUGGCGACCCUCGCCUGCCCCCCGGGCCUGGCCGCCCCACGCUGUGCGGACCUCAAGGCCCAGUUCCUCCAGCUGAGCCAGUACCGGUGCCUGAAGACGCCCGAGGACUACGUGGCCCUGAGCCGUGACAUCGAGGCCCGGGCGCGACAGGGGGGCGGCCGCGAGCUCGGCCGGAUCUUCUACUUCUCCGUGCCGCCCUUCGCCUACGCGGACAUCGCCCGCAACGUCAACGGCAGCUGCCGCCCGGGCCCUGGUGCCUGGCUGCGGGUGGUCUUCGAGAAACCCUUCGGCCACGACCACCUCUCGGCCCAGCAGCUGGCCGCUGAGCUCAGCGGCUUCUUCCAGGAGGAGGAGAUGUACCGGGUGGACCAUUACCUGGGCAAGCAGGCCGUGGCGCAGAUCCUGCCUUUCCGGGACCAGAACCGCCAGGCCCUAGAGCCGCUGUGGAGCCGGCACCAUGUGGAGCGCGUGGAGAUCGUCCUGAAGGAGACGCUGGGUGCAGAAGGCCGCCUCAGCUUCUACGAGGAGUACGGCGUCAUCCGGGACGUCCUGCAGAACCACCUGACCGAGGUCCUCGCACUCGUGGCCAUGGAGCUGCCCCGGAAUGUCAGCAGCUGGGAGGCCGUGCGUGAGCGUAAGCUGGAGACCCUGCGGGCACUGAGGAGGCCGCAGGGGGACAGCGCCGUGCUGGGCCAGUACCAGGCCUACAGCCAGCAGGUGCGCCAGGAGCUGCAGCGGCCCGACGGCUUCCAGAGCCUCACGCCCACCUUCGCAGGCGUCCUCGUCCAUGUGGACACCCUCCGCUGGGAGGGCGUGCCCUUCAUCCUGAUGGCCGGCAAAGCCCUGGACGAGCGAGUGGGCUACGUGCGCGUCCUGUUCCGGAACCAGGCCCACUGUGUGCAGAGCGCGAGGCAGUGGGACCCCGCGCAGAGCCCCUGCCUGCCCCGCCAGCUCAUCUUCUACAUCGGCCACGGCGAGUUGGGCAGCCCCGCCGUGCUGGUCAGCAGGAACCUCUUCAGACCCUCCCUGCCCGCCCAGAGCUGGACAGAGGUGGAGGACCAGCCCGGCCUGCAGCUCUUCGGCCGGCCGCUGGCUGAUUUCUAUGUGUAUAGGCCGGUGACAGAGCAGGACGCCCACGCCAGCCUCAUCGGCCGCAUCUUCCACGGCCACCAGGAGGCCUUCAUCACCACAGAGAGCCUGCUGGCGUCCUGGAGCUUCUGGACACCCCUGCUGGAUAGCGUGGCCGGGCAGGCGCCCCGCCUCUACCCGGGGGGUGCCGACAGCGGGCCCCUGCUGGACUUUGAGCUCAGCGACUCCCACCUGGCCUUCUGCCAGCAGCAGCCGGAACAGCUGGUGGCCAGCCCGGGACCCGCCCCGCUGCCCCGGGACUUCCAGGUGCUCCAGGCCACCUACCGCGAGAGCCAGCUGGUCUCGGCCUGGCCCGAGGAGCUCAUCGCCCGGCUGGCCCAGGACAUCGAGGCCGCAGCCGAAGAGGCCGUGCGGCGCGUGGGCGAGUUCCACCUGGCGCUGUCGGGCGGCUCCAGCCCCGUGGCACUGUUCCAGCAUCUGGCCACGCGGCAGCUCACCUUCCCCUGGGCGCACACGCACAUCUGGCUGGUGGACGAGCGCUGCGUGCCCCUGCGCGACCCCGAGUCCAACUUCCAGAGCCUGCAGGCGCACCUGCUGCGGCCCGCGGGGGUCCCCCACUCCAACGUGCACCCCAUGCCCGUGCACCUGCGCCAGCGGCUCUGCGCCGAGGAGGACCAGGGCGCCCAGCUCUACGCCCAGGAGAUCGCCGCGCGGGUCAGCCACAGCAGCUUCGACCUGGUGCUGCUGGGCAUGGGCCCCGACGGGCACACGGCCUCCCUCUUCCCGCACUCGCCCGCCGGCCUGGACGGGGACCCGCUGGUGGUGCUGACCCACAGCCCCGCGCCGCCGCACCGGCGCAUGAGCUUCAGUCUCCCGCUCAUCAACCGCGCGCGCCGCGUGGCCGUCCUGGUCCUGGGCCACCUGAAGCGCGAGAUCUCGCUGCUGGUCAGCCGCGUGGGCCGCCAGCCCCAAAAGUGGCCCAUCUCGGGCGUGCAGCCCGAGUCCGGCCAGCUGGUAUGGUACAUGGACUACGAGGCGUUUCUGGGGUGAACGGCUGCCCCCCGGGCCUUGGCCCGAGCGCUCGGCCUCCCGUCCCCUCCACCCGAGAGCCCCACCGCCUGCCCUUGGGCCCAGGGCUCAGGGAAGGAGAGGAGGGCUCACCCCGGUCUCUGGCAGCGGCGGGUGGGGGGGGGCCCUGCCCGGUGGGAAAAAGAGAUAGAAUCACAGAGGUCGGCGCCCUACCCUGGAGAAGCUUCGAGUCGUACUGGGGAGAGAGAACCACCAGCAGGUGUUCACAGAAACCAGCAAAAUAAAAUCCAGACGUUGGGGCGGGGCUGCAUUUCAGAUUAGAGGCUAGGAGUCAUCGGGGAGGCUUCCCGGAGGAGGUGACCCUCCAGUUGGCUCCCACAGAGGAAAGGGUGCAGGCCUCUGUGCAGAGCCAGCCCAGGGAACUGCAGAGACUCAGGCUAGUGCCGCCCCUCCCCCAACCUUCGUGCAUUCAGCCACAGUUCCAGGAUCUCUGGACUGUUGGGUGCUCAGCGUCCACUCAGUGGACAGAAUCGCGUGAGCAGAGGCACUGCCAUCCCCCCAGCCCCUCGGGGCGUCCCAUCCCCUGUUCCUCCCGUCACUGCGUCUGUGGAUGCCACCCAGUUCCCACGUGACGUCGGUCUCGGUCUCCCCAGAGGGACACGCAACUCCUGACAGCAGGGGGGCACCCCGUCCCCCCACCGGGAAAGGAGCUCGGCGGUUCCAGGCCUUCCACCCUCAGACCCCAGCUUUCAGGAACCUCCACAGGAGCCUGAAAUUCUGGAGGGGAAAAAAAAGAAAACCCAAAUUCUCAGGGCUCAUUUCACCUGCAACAAACACUUCCCCAGGAUCCGUGCUUCCCCAGGACCAGUGUAAACCGGUCCUGUGUCCAACCUACCUCUGGCCACGUGGGGGCGCCCUUGCACGGUAUUCCCCCCCUCAGGAUUCAGGUUCCUGGCGUCGCUGUCCUGGACAGGAGCGAGCCUGGAAUGUUCUGUGCCAGACUGUACGCUGUAUGCCCAGACCCUGGGCUGUCUGUUCACUCCCAGCUCAGGGAUCCAGGCGUGGAGCCCACCUGACCUGCCAGGGUUUCCCCCGCCCACUGCCCCGUCCUGGGGACCCCGGGUGUGGGAGCUCGUCCAGGGGACCCGCACAGGGCUAACAAGGGCAGCACCUCCUCAGCUGACCAUCUCCUCCCCACGACCCGUCACUGCCCCCCACAGGUCUACAAGGGGUCAGGAUCCCCCAGAGAGGUGGGCGAGGGCGAGUAUGCCCCCCCUCGCGUCCAUCAUGAGGACAGCAGACCCCUGCCACAGUCCGGAAAGGGGAGGCGCCCCCUACGUUCCCUCAUGGGGGACCCACCCCUCAGCACCCACUGCCAAGGCGGAUGGCCUUGCUGCAGAGAUGCCAGGCUGGCACGGGGAAAGCUCCGGGCCGCUCAGAUUUUUGUGUCCUCCUGGAUGUCCUUUUUUCAAACAAUAAAGUCACUUUU